Messenger RNA from Zeugodacus cucurbitae (melon fly), 1140 nucleotides. RefSeq names its product cilia- and flagella-associated protein 299. The record is from RefSeq and is a predicted model, not a curated record. Lineage: Eukaryota; Metazoa; Arthropoda; Insecta; Diptera; Tephritidae. The transcript is spliced from 2 exons. The coding region runs from base 323 to 1036 and encodes 237 amino acids.
CGUACAUAGACACCGAGUUUUGGUGCACAUAAAAAAUUUAAAAAAUUUUAAAAUAUAAAAAAAUUUAAAUAAUUUCCAUAAAAAAUACUUCAAAACAAAAAAUAACGUUCGAAAGUUCCACAAAUAUCUCAACAUAUGUAUAUAUUUAUUAUUUGUAAUUAACUACAUGAUUUAAACAAAAAAUAUGAGUCAAUCAAGUUAAACCACUAAAAAUUACGUGAUACUCAGUCAAAAAAAUAAAAACAAAUUCGCUAAAUAAACAAAAACAAAGAACAAUUUUAAACAGUCUACAAACGAGAGCCAACAAAUCAACAACGUCAAAAUGAGUUCCGUACAACAGGAUAUGUUUUUGCUGGACUGUCCAACCUAUGAGGAUUAUUUGGAUACAUUCAUUACACGACAUGAUAUCCACUUUCUACGCAACAUACGCUUUUGUCGUAUGCUCGUAGAACUUGGUUAUCGUUCGGCAUCCGAAAUCUAUACACCCGAACAAUAUGAGAAACGUAAGGCGGCUGUACAAGAAUCGUUAUGGCCGACCAAGAAAUCGGCAAUGUUAUUCAGUGAGAAUAUGAAUUCCAUUGACCCAGUGCUGCUCGAGUUGGCCAGACGUGAACAACCGAAUGCGCAGAAAAUCAUAUCGACCAUCAUAUUUGUGAAACAUCGCCUAAAGUCCGGUUUCGAAGUUUCCGGUUAUAUCGAUUUCGAACACAGUCUGAAGCAGACAAAUUUGAUGGUCGAAGGUUGCACGGAUUGGUUGGGUGUAUUCCAGGAACGCGUACAGCUGCGCCCCAAACCAACAGAUCUCAGUUUUUACGAUUGGCACAAGGGUACGGUGCACUAUAAUAAUUCUGAAAACUAUUUGGUGCUACAUGAUGUCGAGAAUGGUCUGAUAUUUAUGCAUCGCGGUGAUCACAAAAAGAUCUGUGUCGAUAUUUUACGCGAAAUGUAUACAAACAAUUGUACACGCGAAAUGCAUUUCUCGGAAAAGUAUGGACAUGUCAUCUUUUAUGAUCAUGUAAUUCGAAAGAAGAUAUAGUUAUAACUUAUAUUUCUUAUGUGAUGUAUUUUUUGUAUGUUAUUGUAUAAAAUAUUUAUUUUGCUGCGCGUUUACUAUUUUCGCUGUUAAAAAAUGCAAAAGAA